AUAAUCACAUUGACUCUUGUUGCUGCCCACGCGGCGUUUAUCUUGAAAGGUGUUGCCGGAAGUGUGUGUGCAUAUGUGUCGCUCCACCGGUCCGGUCUCUCUCGGAGCUGCGGCUCAUUCCUCCGCCCGUUGUUGGACGCACACGCACGCGCACGCCUUCCGCCGAGCUCAGUCGCGGUUGCUGGGCCAUGGCCUUCGUCGUUUGUCGGGUCCAGUACCUGGAGGACUCGGAUCCGUUCGUCUGCACCAACUUUCCCGAACCUCGCCGACCUCCUACGGUGCCCGUGGAGGAGAACCUGCCGCUCGGGGAGCAGAUCGCGGGGAUCCACAAGCUGCUGGAGGCGCCUCUCAAGUUGGAGGACUGCACCAUUCAGUUGUCUCCACAUGGAAACUAUCUGGACCUUGAAUUGUCUCUGGACGAGCAGAGAGAUGACCUGGAAAGCUUCUACCAAGACGUGACGAAAGGGAAGAAGCCCAUCAUGAUCCUGAGGACUCAGCUCUCCGUACGGGUCCACUGCAUUCUGGAGAAGCUGUAUAACUCCCAGGGUCCAGAACUCCGACGGGCCCUGUUCUCCCUCAAGCAGCUCUUCCAGGAUGAUAAAGACCUGGUUCCAGAGUUCGUGGCCUCUGAAGGUUUGACUUGUUUUGUCAAAGUCGGAGCGGAAGCGGACCACAACUACCAGAACUACAUCCUGAGAGCCCUCAGUCAGAUCAUGCUGUUCGUGGAUGGUAUGAAUGGAGUGAUCCACCACACGGAGACGAUCCGCUGGCUCUACGCUCUGACAGGAAGUCUGUCUCGUCUGGUGGUGAAGACCUCCCUGAAGCUCCUCAUUGUCUUUGUUGAGUAUUCAGAGACAAACGGUCCCCGACUCAUCGAGGCUGUGAACGCUGUGGACACACACAGAGGAAUGAAACCGUGGAGUUACCUGAUGGAGGUGCUGGAGGAGAGAAACGGUUCUGACACAGAGCUCCUUAUGUUUACCAUGACGCUCAUCAACAAGACCCUCUCCGUGCUCCCUGACCAGGACUCUUUCUACGAUGUGACGGACAGUCUGGAGCAGUUGGGUCUGGAGACCAUCAUCCACCGACACAUGAGCAGCGCAGACACACAACCAGACCUCAGGGCCCAGUUCACCACCUACGAGAUCUCUCUGAAGCACGAGGACGAGGAGCUGGAUGACUCCUCCCCUCACCCCCGCAAGGAGAGAAGAAAGGUGGCCACCAGCGAGCAGGAGGGACGGAGGAGUCGCUGCCUGUCCAGUCAGAACCUCCCGGGCCGCUCGUCGUCCUCGCCUGGCCCAUCGCCCUCCCCCACCACCUCCCCCACCCCCCCCGUCGUCCUCCCCACCCCAUCCCCCUACACCUCCCCCACCCCAUCCCCUUCCACCGCCCCCGCUGUCCUCUCCACCCCCCCCACUCCCUCCACUCCCCCCUCCACCUCCCCCACUCCCCCCGCUGUCCUCUCCACCCCCCCCACUCCCUCCACUCCCCCCUCCACCGCCCCCACCCCCCCCGUCGUCCUCCCCACCCCAUCCCCCACCCCAUCCCCUUCCACCACCCCCACUCCCCCCACCUUCUCCUUCCUCAGCCCCACUGUGGGGUUAGCAGGCAGCGCAUCAUCGUCCCCCCUGAACUCUGACCCUGGAUGCCCCGCCUCAAGUCUGUCCGGAUCCCACACAGGGUCUCCGCUGCCCCCCCGCACGCCCCCCAAUGGCGCUGUGACUGCGGAGCAGGAAUCUGGACCCCCGACCAGCUCAUGGGGUGCGGAGUGUUGCAGCUCUUCCUCAGACUUGCCUCCCCAGGAGAAGUUGAACCAGCAGCCCCUCAGCAUCAGCUCUUGGGAGGCUGACUCCCUCUUCUGCUCAGAUGACUCUAAUGUAAAUCCAGACAAGCCAGUUCUGAGGAGGUUUGAAAAACCCUUCUUGCGCACCUUAGCAGCCACUCAGUGGGAGAAGAAGAGAAGAAGCAAACACCUCAGCCAGUCCAGGCUGUCCUCGUCUGAUGACAUCACCCCUGGGGAGGAGGGCGGCAGCGUCCCGGUCGGAGAGCGACCUCCUCAGACAUCUACGUUCCAACAGCAGAGCAGCACUCUGUCCACCGACCAGAAGCUUCUGUUGGACAAGACGUCCAGCUCAGGACCUCUGAGCGCCGCUGCUGCUCCCAACACCACCGAAGAAGAAGCUCACUUCCUGCCCGGUGGAGAUCUGGGAGGACGUGGUCGUGUGUUGGAGCGUCUCUCCAACUUCACUACGCGCUCAGUGGAGCCGCCCAAUGAGAGCAGAGCAUCGCGCAGGGCGGAGCUAGAAGGGCUGGAAGGCUCCGCCCAGGCAGCACUGGCCCGCCUGGCAGAAGAACAACAGACCCGUCACCUUCGUCAGCAGAGCAGCGUGGACCUGGAGAGCAACACCCGCCGUCUGGAGAUGACCCCGAUCCCCCCCCUGGGUCCCGGAGGCCCGCCCGAUGCCUGGGACCAGCUGCAGCCCAACGCCGCCGCCUUGCGCAUCAAAGACCUGGAUUUCUCCGACCUGCUGGAUGAAGAGGACAUUGAUGUCCUGGACAUGGACUCCUUGUCCUCGUCCACCUCCUGCUUCUGUGGGGUCCCUCCUCCUCCUCCUCCUCCACUGGGCCUAGGUGUUCCUCCUCCUCCUCCUCCUCCUCCUCCUCCUCCUCCUCCUCCUCCACCGGGCCUAGGUGUUCCUCCUCCUCCUCCUCCUCCACCGGGCCUAGGUGUUCCUCCUCCUCCUCCUCCUCCACCGGGCCUAGGUGUUCCUCCUCCUCCUCCUCCUCCACCGGGCCUAGGUGUUCCUCCUCCUCCUCCUCCUCCACCGGGCCUAGGUGCUCCUCCUCCUCCUCCUCCUCCACCGGGCCUAGGUGCUCCUCCUCCUCCUCCUCUACCGGGGGAUCCACCCCCCCCUGCCUCUCCCCUCUCAGCUGCGUCCUCUCAGAAGAAGAAGACGGUGAAGUUGUUCUGGAGGGAGCUGAAGCAGGCCGACGGGCCUCAGCGGGGUUGCUUCGGUCGGGGGACGGUGUGGGCAUCACUGGACAAAGUCUCCGUGGACACCACCCGACUUGAACACCUGUUUGAGUCCAAGGCCAAGGAGAUGCCCGUUGCCAAGCAGAAAGGACCUGAGACAAAGAGGUCUGAGAUUCUGGUUCUGGACUCAAAGAGGAGCAACGCCAUCAACAUCGGUAUGACUGUGUUACCGGCCGUCCACGUCAUCAAGACCGCCAUCCUCAACUUUGACGAAUAUGCCAUCAGCAAGGAGGGUAUAGAGAAGAUCCUGACCAUGACCCCCACAGAGGAGGAGAAGCAAAAGAUCCAGGACGCUCAGCUGGCCAAUCCUGAGGUCCCUCUGGGGACAGCGGAGCAGUUCCUGCUGAGCCUGGCCUCCAUCAGUGCCCUGGCCCCCCGCCUGCAGCUCUGGGCCUUUAAACUGAACUAUGAGGCUCUGGAGAAGGAGAUCGCUGAGCCCCUGUUUGACCUGAAGCUGGGCAUGGAGCAGCUCUCGUCCAAUCAGACCUUCCGGAGGAUCCUAGCCACGCUGCUCGCCAUCGGGAACUUCCUCAACAGCUCAAACGCUAAAGGCUUUGAGCUGGGUUACCUGGAGAAGGUGGUGGAGGUGAAGGACACCGUCCAUCGUCAAUCCCUGCUGCACCACACCUGCAGCCUGCUGCUCGAAAAUUACCCAGAAUCCUCGGACGUGUAUUCGGAGGUCCCAGCCAUCACCCGCUCAGCUAAAGUGGACUUUGACCUGCUCUCAGAGAACCUGAUGCAACUGGAGAGACGCUGCAAAGCAUCAUGGGACAACCUGAAGGUGGUGACUAAACACGAGACAAAGGUGGUGCUGAAGAACAAGCUGACGGAGUUCCUUAAGGACUGUACACAGAGGAUCCUCAUCCUCAAGGUGGUCCACAGGAGGGUCAUCAACAGGUUCCACUCAUUCUUGCUGUUCCUGGGCCAGCCCUCCUCUUCCGUGAGGGACAUCAAAGUGACCAGCUUCUGCCGGAUCAUCAGCGAGUUCUCUCUGGAGUACCGCACCACCAGGGAGCGGGUCCUGACCCUCAAACAGAAACGGGCCGCUCACAGAGAGAGGACCAAGACACACGGCAAGAUGAUCACUGAGACGGAGAAGUUUUUGGGGGCGGUGCCUGGCGAGGAUGGCUCCUCCCCUGUCUCAGGAGAGGCGGGUCCAUGUCAGGAAGAGGAGCAUGAGAACAUGAAGAACCUGCUUAUCAGCACCGACAGUCUGAUGAUAGACCAGAAAGGCCUGAGACGGUCCAGAGUCGUCCGCAGUCCUGGGAGGGUGAGUCCGUCCCAGAUGUUUCGAGCCAAAGAAGAAGGCAUUGGCUCUGCUGACGACGCCACGGACGAGAUCAUGGACCGACUCGUCAAGUCGGUCACCCAGAACCCAUCGGACAGACCCUCCAGCCCUAAAGCCCGAAAGCGGUCCCGUCUGAACAGGAAGUCAAUGAGGCGGACUCUGAAGAGUGGACUCACUCUGGACGUGGUUCAGGCUCUGGGACUCAACAGCCAGACAGCAGACCAGGUCUGAUCACUGGAGACUGAUCCCCGACCAGCUGAGAGACACCAGGACAACCAGAGCCGACAUGUGUUUAUUAAUAAUACUGUUGACAUAGCAGACACAACAACACAACGACACGUCCCUUUUAGUUAUUUUGAUAAAACACUAUUUUCUUCUUCUUCAGUUUGAAAUGUGACCUCGGGUUCAUCCUGGUUUUACUUCACAUCCACACUCGAACUUGGAUCACAAAGUUUGACAAAAAUUCGAGCAGUUCUUAGAUGUUUUGAUCUGAACAAGAACUUUAUUUAUGAAAAAACCUUCUAAGACCAAGACGUUAAACGCAAACACACACUCAUUUAAGAGAAUUCAUAUUUGUAGAGAUGUUUCUUGUCACCAAAUCACUGGUGGGUUAUAAAGCGUUUGUUUAUUUAUCUCACAGGUUACUGGUUACUGGUUCUGGUUCGUUUUCUGAUGGUUUCCUCCUUCUUUCAGCGGCCUGCAGUUAAAAGUCUUCAGUUUUCAUUUGAAGCGCCAGAUAAACAUUUGACUGUUAUAAUAAAAUGGUUUUUAAUAAAGAAUGACAGGUUUUCAUUUGUUUCGGAAGCUUUGAAGAAAGAAAUGAUCUAUAAAAAGAUGUAUAGAUUAUAUUUUAUUAAAUGUGUAUACUUGACCAAUAAUAAAGAAUGAAUUCUAAUUGAUCAAUGUACUAUA
Messenger RNA from Pungitius pungitius (ninespine stickleback), 5234 nucleotides. RefSeq names its product formin homology 2 domain containing 1 (gene fhod1). NCBI's taxonomy places the organism in Eukaryota, Metazoa, Chordata, Actinopteri, Perciformes, Gasterosteidae. The transcript is spliced from 26 exons. Gene Ontology annotation, biological process: cortical actin cytoskeleton organization. Gene Ontology annotation, molecular function: actin filament binding. The coding region runs from base 189 to 4553 and encodes 1454 amino acids. Gene Ontology annotation, cellular component: cytoplasm; cytoskeleton. The record is from RefSeq and is a predicted model, not a curated record.